Closterium sp. NIES-67 is the source of this 5197-nucleotide messenger RNA. Lineage: Eukaryota; Viridiplantae; Streptophyta; Zygnematophyceae; Desmidiales; Closteriaceae. The record is from the annotation of a GenBank genome assembly.
ACUCUUACUUUCACAACGAAUCUGCCUGUCAGUGAGGUGUUAGCUCUAGCGCAGCAGAGCGGUGCUCCUCCUUGCCCUAGACCUGACGUCCAGUAGAACUCUAAUGAUCCGUCACGCAUUCCGCUACUAGGGCACUACGCCAGUGUUACGAAGCAGUUUCGUAUGGAUCUCGACUUCAAGCCCUUGAAAUUUGCCGUCGGUCGAAGAUGCGUGCGAGGCAGCCGCAUUCGACCACGCGUCAACUACUAACAAGCCGUCUUUAGUUGACUAAGUAGAGAGCUGCCCAUUCACCGUUAUCCAUGGGGAAUUCUCCUUCUCAGAUUCGGCCGCACCGCAGCCCCUCUCUCCGCGCGCAUCGGUCCCGCAACAACAGCCACAGCAGCAGCGCCUUACCCCCAGCCGGCCCCCAUGCGUCAGCCAAAUCACCAGCCCCCCUCUCCUCCUCCACUAACGAUCUCCGCCCUUCCUCCACUGCCCGCCGCCUCUUCCGCCCCUCGUUUUCCUCCAGUGACGCGAAUACCCUUGUCGACCACGGCAAACCGCCCCCCACUGGGGUGCACACCCCCGUCGGCCGCUCGUCGUCCACAGGCGACGCAGUCGAGGGUCCGCGGAAGGCGGCGAGAUCCGCGGAGAAAGCGGUGCUCGGCGGAGAGCUGGCCGAGCGGACAGAGCGGCGCAGCUCCGCCAACUUCCCGCGGGAAGAGGCGGGGAAGGCCGCCCUUGGCGGGGUGCGGGACGGGACGUUCAAGCAAUUCGCGAAUGCCGCAUUGAGCGGGUUAGGAGGGCCGAGACGAGUAGACGCCGGGGAAGGGCUGUGGAGCUCUAGUCGCGACGAGCAAGUGCUGUCGCUCCUGGCGGGGAUUACAGAAGCGGACUGGUCGGCGCUCCAGCAAUGGGCGGAGAGCGGAUGGCGGCACUCCGCUUCCGCGGGGUCGUCGAGCGCGCUCCCCUCGCCCACCACCGCGGACGCUGUGGGGAAGGGGCCUGCUGCGGGGCGUGCGGAGGGAGCGGAUUUGAGCACCGCCGUGCACCCUUGCGCCAGUGACGCCGCCGCCGCCGCCGGCGCAGGUAACUGCGGGAAUCUGACCACCAUCACCGCCACCGCCGCCGCCGCUGCUGCUUCUGCUGCUGCGGGAGGCAAUGGAGUGAUUGCCGCAGGUGCGGCAGCGGGGGUUGCGGGGCAGGGAGCGCGGAGCAGCCUGAGCCUUCACCGCAGCCGCAGUCUGACCGCGCACAGGCGCCGCCCGCAUCCCCCCCUCGUCGUCGUCCCCUCACCGCCCCCCGCCGCCACACCGCCCAGGGGCACCACCCCCGCGUCCGCGCGGCCCGCACCGGCUACUACUCCGGGAUUAAUUAACGUCUACAUUAGUAGUCGUAGCGGAUUCGCGCAAACUCCUGCGACCGCUUACGCUGCCGCUCCUCCCUCCGCCCAUGCGGCGUUUGGCAGCCGGGGGGGCAGGAUUUGGCAGGAGGGCGGGGAAGGAGUCGGGGGGAGAGAUUGGUUGCGCCAAGGGGGAGCGCCAAGCGCGGAGGAUGACGGCUUGCUGACGCUCCCCCUGCCGCCGAUUAACGCGGGGGAAUCAGAGCAGCUCAGCAGAAGCGCCGGCGGAGGAAGAGUCAGCGGAAGAGGCGGGCGGAAGGGCGGGCAGGAGCGGGUAAUAAGCGUGCAGAGUGACGUCAUUCCCGCCACGGAUUCGCUGGAUUCGACGGUGAGCCACAGCACCAGCCACAGCACCACCACGCAUCUCCUCCGCUGGGCUUCCAUCGGCGCGCUUCACUCCGCGUUCGGCGGCGCUGGGCAACCCGCCGUCUCCGCCAGCAGCCCCGUGAAGCUGCGGCGAAGCAAGAGCCGCGGGAAGGGCAAGGCGCGGAGCGGGCGGCGGAAGGAGCAGAGUCUGCGCGUAAGCGCAGCGCGCCGAUGCCACUCUGUGGAGGAAGGGCCGUCGGCAUUCACAGCGGAAACGCGCGGGCAUGACGAGUCGGGGGAGCAAGGAAGCGCGGUGUUUCCGCGGGAGAAGGCGCAGGAGCGGGGGGCGGCGGAACGCGCGGAAGCGGAACCGGUAGCAGGGGAGCGGAGCGCGAGCGGCAGCAGCGGAUGGCAGGUGGAGGACCUCUUCGGAAAGCUCGCGCAGCCGCUCUUGGCGGGCGCUGGAGGUACCGCCAGCGGCGCUGGCGCGGGCGGUGGGCCCAUAGGCGCAAAUGGCGCAGACCCCGCGCUCUUCCGCCGACCGUCGCUUCCCCGCGCGGCGCUCGCCCGCUCCGCCAGCUGCUCUCAGUUCGACUCGUACCUGUCCGUGCCCCCGCCGUCCCCCGCCACCGGCGCGCCUCCCCCUCCAGCAUCCGCCGCGCAACUCCCGCCGGCUUUAGCUGCCGCCGCGAUCGCCGCUUCCGCUAAGGCUCAUGAUUGUAGGAUCACCCUAGAAACGGGAGGGAGCGCCGCCAAUUGCGGCGGCGUUAGCGGUGGCGGAUUGUUCUUGUCCUCGCCUGCGGACUCUUCCCCCCCGCCCUCCCCCCCCUCCCCCGAGUUUCCGCCAGGCACAUGCCUCACGAUGUCCUCCCGCCGCGUGCUCCCCGCAUUCCUGCGCACGUGCAUCCUUCCGCGCGCCAUGGGCGGAGUUCCGCUGCCCCUCCCCCUGCCCCCGCAGCCGCUAAAGAGUGAGUUCAAAGCCAACGAGCGCGCGUUCCUCCGCACUGUCGCCAGCGUUGAGGCCGCCGCCAUCGCCGCCGCAGCCGCCGCCGCCGCGGGUGCCGCUGAAUCUGGUGAAGUUGGUGAUGCGACUCGCGCAGCCGCCGCCAGGGUGGCGGAGGGAGAGGCGGGACGAGAAGGGAAGGGGGGCGGGAGGGCGGAGGAAUGGGAGUGCAAUGGGAAUACGGACGGGAGAAGGGGGAUGGGAGGGCCGGGCGAGAGGGGAAUCGGGGUGGCUAGGGGGGCGGAAACAGCAGCUGCGGAUGGCGGGGGGAGAGGGCGGAAAAGAGAGGCGCCAGGUGGAGGUAGUGGUGGUGGUGGUGGUGGUGGCGGCGGAGGGGUUGGGAAUGGGGAGAGGAGCCGUGCGCGCGACGAUUGGUGCACGUGGGGAGUGAGUCCGUCCGCCGCUGCCUCUCCUGCUUCACCCGCUGUUCGACCGCUCUCCAGAGCCGCCUCCUCGCCCUUCCUCUCCUCUCUCCUGCAGCAGCAGCAGCAGCAGCAGCAGCGCCGGGGGAUGCCGCGUUCCCCGUCUCCUGUGCUCCUCAGGACCGAGUCUCUCCCCCGCUGUAUCCCCCCCUGCCCAACUCUUCCUCUCCCCACCACAUGCACCGGGAUAGCAUCUAAGGACGGCAUGGGGGGGCUACAGCUUAGGGUUUGCGAGGGGAGAGGAGGACUAAUCCCUAGGCAGUCUUCCACUCAGCCGAAUACGCCGUUACAUCCAACACAGGGUAACCACACACAAGCGCGUGCGGUAACACUUGCUCAUAAGCGUACACACUCGCAGGCUACUGCUCGCACCAGCUCCCAGUCCCGCACCCCGUCUCCGAGUUUCAUUCACAUGCCGCCUUGCAGACUAGCUAGCAACAGCAGACAGGCACAGGGAGAGGGUGCGGGGCCACGGGCACAUGGCACAGCAACGAAUGGGGCGUUGAUACCGCCACAGCCACAUGUAUCUGACGGAUCCUGCGAAUCUCAUGCCGCUCACACUGCCCCUCCUGCCAGGAUAAGGCCUCAGUGGCCUUUCUCCCCUCCUGCUGCAGCACGUGCGCCCCUUCCCUCGCUCCCUCUCUCUGCCAAGCGCACUCGCUCACUAAGUGUCGUGGAGAUGACUCGAGAGCGAAACCGCUUCCUUGCAAGCUCCGUUGUUGCUGCUGCUGCUCCUGCUCCACCUCCUCCUGUUGCUGCUGCUGCUGCUCCGGGCAGCAGCAAGGCAGCACCCUGCCCUGUUGCCCCAUCUGGCAGCAGCGUGGCAUCAGCAGAGCGGCUGCAGCUGCACAGAGCGGCCAGCGACGUGCUCGCAGAGACGCUCCGACUGCUAGGCUCCUCCCCCUCCUCGCUGCCUGGCUCCCCGGAUGGUGGCACCUUGCAGACACAGCAGAGGAGGCAGCCUGCGAGGCUGGGACGGAAGCACAGUGGAGGGUGUGCAGCCGCAGCAGAAGCAGUAGCAGCAGCAGCUGCUGCUGCUGCAGCGGGGCAAGGUAGCAGCGUGAAAGCAGCAGAGGAGGGUGGUAUGGUCGAGAAGGGCAGGGUGGCAGUAGGCAGCGUGACACAGGAGCGGCUGCUGGAGCACGUAUCGGGCGCCUAUGCAGCACUGCUGCGAGACACGACCCCUAACGGUUCCCUGGUUGGGGAGUACCUGCUGUCUGCCCUGCUCUCUCUCCUUGACUCGUCCUUUGGCUUCAUUGCCAGUGUGCUGCACAACAGCGAUGGCACGCCUUACAUCAAAACGCAUGCCAUAUCCGACAUCGCUUGGACGGACGGCCUGCGCAAGUGGCACGCCAUGAACGCCCAGUCGGGCCUUGUAUUCGCCAACAUGCACACGCUCUUCGGAGCGCCCGUCACCUCCCGCCAGCCUGUCAUCUCCAACCACCCCCCCUCCGACCCCCGCUACUCUGGCACCCCUCCCGGCCACGCGCCUGUGCACUGCUUCCUUGGGGUGCCCCUGCUUGUUGGCUCGAAUAUCGUCGGCAUGUAUGCAGUAGCAAACCGCCCUGGAGCGUACUCCACGACUCUGCUGGACGCCCUUCACCCGCUCACCCAAGCAGCUGCCAGCAUUGUGUGGACCAUUCAGCAGCGCUGCAACUCCACCUUGCCACGCCCACAACCCACCUCUUGCACUGCUUCUGUGCCGUAUCCCAUGGUUGCUACUACCCCUUCUUCACACAUGCCGACUGAAUCUUGUGGUAAUGUUGGUGGUGCUGCUUGUCCAGAUGUUGCGGCAAGUGAUACACUUGAGCCUGCUUGAGGCCCAGUUGGCGUUCCAUACCCAUAUAGGGACACUUGGUUUAUGGAGUCGGCAGCACCAAGCAAUGACCGUACUAGUAAUCACCAGUUUUUGUGGUGGGGCUAUUUUGAAAUGGCGUCGUGGCUGGUAUGGACCACGUAUGUAUACUGGAGCUUCUCUCAGUGAGAACUCCAUGGGCUGUGGUGUACUGGUUUAUCUAGUCGUUUGUGUUGUAGUAGACCAAUCCACUUUGAAUUGUUGGCGUUUUGUCCCCUCCCGAUGUUAUU